AUGGAUGAACCCAUCGUGAAGGCUUGGUGGCGGCAGCGUCGUAGGCGACUCGGCAAGGAAGCCGCCGAGCAGAAAUCCCAGCUGGCGCGUUGGGAGGAGGACUACAACCUCGAGGAGUGCCCGAAGCUCGCACCCUUCGACGAGUACUUACAAAUGUCGAUCCAGUUCGGCUUCGUCACGCUGUUCGUGGCCGCAUUUCCCCUGGCGCCCCUGUUCGCGCUCAUCAACAACGUCUGCGAGAUCAGGCUCGACGCGUACCGCUACAGCAAGCGGCUGCGACGUCCUGUCGCUGAGAGGGCGCCAAACAUCGGUGCAUGGCAAGCCAUUCUGAGGCUCCUUGCACGCUGUGCCGUUAUUUGCAAUGCGUUCCUGAUCGCCUUCACGAGCGAGUUCAUCCCGCGACUCGUGUACCAGGUGCGUCACAGCAAGGGGCUCAGUCUGAGCGGCUACGUCAACUUCACGCUGGCCACGUUCGACACCAGUGACUUCGACGACGCGCACCGACCAAACAAAAGCACGCUCAACGGCGAACUCGUGCGGGAGUGCAGGUACGUUGGGUUUCGCGAGCCAUCGGGCACUGAGAAUGAGUACCAGCUGUCAGGCACCUUCUGGGUCAUCACCACCGCCCAACUAUGCUUCGUCAUCAUCUUCGAGGUGACAUUUGCGCACUAAUUUCGUGUACUA
Dermacentor silvarum is the source of this 684-nucleotide messenger RNA. Its product is annotated as anoctamin-1-like. Gene Ontology annotation, biological process: chloride transmembrane transport. The coding region runs from base 1 to 672 and encodes 223 amino acids. Gene Ontology annotation, molecular function: chloride channel activity. The transcript has 6 exons. Gene Ontology annotation, cellular component: plasma membrane. The record is from RefSeq and is a predicted model, not a curated record. Lineage: Eukaryota; Metazoa; Arthropoda; Arachnida; Ixodida; Ixodidae.